AUGGGCCAGUGGACUCCCAACGGGCACCUCUGCACAGCGAGCAGAACUCAUCGCCCUGACUCAGGCCCUAAGGAUGGCAGAAGACAGAAAGGGCUGUUAACUUCUGCCGGGAAAGAUGUUAAAAACAAACAAGAGAUUUUGGAUUUGCUUGAAGCCAUCCAUAGGCCUAAGGAAGUAGCAAUAAUACAUUGCCCUGGACAUCAGAAAGACGACUCUCCAAUAGCUCAAGGAAACCGGAGGGCAGACCAAGCCACAAAGCAAGCGGCUCAGGGAAUGAACAUUUUUGCCCCUCCAAACUCCCCUUAUCAUGUUAUUGGAUUAGGAAAAUUGGCUGACGAGGUUGUAAAAAAUUGUGUACCCUGUCAAUUAGUAAACGUGAGCAAAAAUCAAGCAAUAUCUGGAAAAAGACUUCGAGGAGAUCGCCCAGGAGCUUAUUGGGAAGUUGACUUCACUGAAAUUAAGCCUGCUAAGUAUGGAUAUAAGUACCUUCUAGUUUUCCUAGACACAUUUUCAGGAUGGACAGAGGCGUUCCCCACAAAAACUGAGACAGCCCAGACGGUGUCUAAAAAGAUCCUUGAAGAGAUAUUUCCCAGAUUUGGGAUCCCAAAGGUAAUCGGCUCCGACAACGGCCCUGCCUUUGUUGCCCAGGUUACGAGCCUUGGAGGACUGUGUGCAGCUUUAAGAGAAGAAUGCUGCUUUUAUGCAGACCACUCCGGAAUAAUAAGAGAUUCAAUGUCAAAGCUUAGGGAAAGGCUAGACCAGAGAAAGAGAGAGCGAGAGGCUGGCCAGGGUCUAUUUGAGUCCUGGUUCACUAAGUCCCCAUGGCUCACAACUCUGAUAUCCACUUUAGCCGGACCCUUGCUCAUUCUUGUUCUGCUUCUUACUUUUGGUCCCUGUGUUUUGAACUGGCUAAUAUCUUUUGUUAGAGAGAGAGUAAGUGCUGUUCAAGUACUAAUGCUAAGACAACAGUAUCACUCGCUCACACAUCAAGAAGAAACAAACAUUCCAUGAUUGGAAUGCCCCAAAAAGAGAAGUGGGGA
Messenger RNA from Manis pentadactyla (Chinese pangolin), 1040 nucleotides. RefSeq lists its product as uncharacterized. NCBI's taxonomy places the organism in Eukaryota, Metazoa, Chordata, Mammalia, Pholidota, Manidae. The transcript has 4 exons. Bases 1 to 1011 code for a protein of 336 amino acids. Gene Ontology annotation, biological process: DNA integration. Gene Ontology annotation, molecular function: RNA-DNA hybrid ribonuclease activity; nucleic acid binding. The record is from RefSeq and is a predicted model, not a curated record.